This is a messenger RNA of Corylus avellana, 1247 nucleotides long. RefSeq names its product E3 ubiquitin-protein ligase RZFP34. Gene Ontology annotation, cellular component: nucleus. NCBI's taxonomy places the organism in Eukaryota, Viridiplantae, Streptophyta, Magnoliopsida, Fagales, Betulaceae. The record is from RefSeq and is a predicted model, not a curated record. Gene Ontology annotation, molecular function: ubiquitin protein ligase activity; zinc ion binding. Gene Ontology annotation, biological process: protein ubiquitination; ubiquitin-dependent protein catabolic process.
UAAUGAUGAUUCUUUGGCUUUUCUUUCUGAAUGUUGUGGGUUCAGUUCAGUGGCUCAGAGAGAUAAAAAAAAGGUUUGGAAACUUAAAGAGAAUGGAGAGUGAAACCGAGACUUCAUUGUCUUCUCAAAGCUCAGGUAUUUCUGAAUUCAGUGACGAAGAUGUAUCUUUGAUGGAACUCGGAUCUGGGAAUUACGGCUGCUCACAUUAUAGGAGGAGAUGCAAGAUCAGAGCACCCUGUUGCAGUGAGAUUUUCGAUUGCAGACAUUGCCAUAAUGAAGCAAAAAAUUCCAUGGAAAUUGAUCCUCUUGAGCAACAUGAUCUUCCACGCCAUGAAGUUGAAAAGGUCAUCUGCUCCCUAUGCAGUACAGAACAGCAUGUUCAACAGUAUUGCAUUAGUUGUGGUGUUUGCAUGGGGAAGUACUUCUGUGCGAUAUGCAAGUUCUUUGAUGAUGAUACUUCAAAGAUCCAAUACCACUGUGAUGAAUGUGGAAUCUGCAGAACUGGAGGCAAGGAAAAUUUCUUCCACUGCACAAAAUGUGAAUGUUGCAUUUCUAAGUUAAUGGAAGAUGGACAUCAUUGUGUGGAAAGAGCAAUGCACCAUGAUUGCCCUGUUUGCUUUGAGUUUCUGUUUGAUACGCUGAAAGGGAUUACUAUCUUACGUUGUGGACACACAAUACAUCAUGAAUGUGUGGAAGAGAUGAAGAAACAUUUUCGGUACUCAUGCCCCAUCUGCUCGAAGUCCAUCUGUGAUAUGUCCCUUGUGUGGGCAAAGCUUGAUCAAGUGAUUGCCUCAACUCCAAUGCCUGAAAUAUACCGGAAUAAGAUGGUCUGGAUUCUCUGCAAUGAUUGUGGAGCAAACUCUCACCUCCCAUUCCAUGUUGUGGCACAUAAAUGCCUGAGCUGCAAUUCAUACAAUACUAGACAGAUACAAGGAGACCCGACUGCGUCCUGUACAUCGAGGGUGGCCGAGCCGAGAUGGUGAGCUGAGACAACAGUUGAUCAAGCCGAUAUGCUGGUUGAUCAAGAGUCUCUCAGAUUAUCAAACCAUUCUUUUCCAGGGGGAGACAGCUCUUAUUGGGCAUCGUUGGUGGAAUGUAUAGCAAGUUAUAAGGCUUGUGAUCUCAUGUCCUGAUAGGGUGCAAAGCUUGUCUUGUCAAUUUUCGAUCAUAAAUGUCAUUUUCCCUUCUUUCAUUCUUUAAUAGCUUUGUUUCCUUUUAGUGGUUAUGAAAGAAACCAACUUAAUUUU